UCGUUGAUUCUGCACGCAACCGUCGUCCAGGUCGUAUUAAUUAAGUGUUCAUUCAAAUUAAAGUAGUCUUUGGAAGGAUAUUGUAACAAUGUUUUUAAUACAGUUAACGAUUUUCGUUUUAUUUUUUAUUAACUUCGUCUCAUCUGCCGAUCCCGAUGUGGAACUGCAAUUACUUCACGUGGUAUUUCGCCAUGGUGACAAAGUGCCCCAUCGAGAGUUCCAAAAUUAUCCCAAUGAUCCGUAUCGAGAACAUACUUACUAUCCGAUAGGAGACGGGGAUUUGACCAAUCAAGGCAAGAUGCGGGAAUACAAAAUCGGGACGAUGCUGCGCGAAAGAUACGAUCAAUAUUUCGGACCGGAUUACUGGCCGGCCAAGAUCUAUGCUCGAUCUACGGAUGUCCCGCGAACCCAACUGUCUCUUCAAUUAGUCCUAGCAGGAUUAUUCCCGCCCUCCGAGAGACAAACCUGGAAUCCACACUUGCCCUGGAUUCCAACGUGGACGUUCUUCGUUCCGUACAAGACUGACAACCUCUUGUUUCCGCAUUACUGUCAUCGGUAUAGAGAAGAAUAUCAACGGUUCCUUCAACUGAAUAGUACAAAAGAGAUAAUUAAUAAAUACAAGAACGUAAUGGAUUAUUUGACUGAUCAUUCUGGUAAAUUGAUUAACAGUACGGAAGCUGUCACUCACAUGUACAAUUUACUUAAAGAAGAGGCUGCGCAAAAUUUGACGCUACCAAGAUGGACCCAAAAUGUUUUCCCUAAUCCGAUGGAAGAAAUGAUAGAAAUGGAUUUCAAACUUCGAUCAUAUACGAAGACUUUGAAAAGAUUAAAUGGAGGUAUUUUGCUUCGCAAAAUGGUGGACAAUAUCCAAGAGAAAAGAACAGGAAAAUUGCCACAUGAUAGAAAAGCUUUUUUCUUUGGCAGUCACGAAGUCAAUAUAGCCGCCGUUGCCUACGCUUUGGGAACAAACGAACCAACGGUCCCUGCUUAUGGUGCUACAAUUAUUCUAGAGACUCUCCAAGACAAGAAAGGAAUUUACUACGUCCGAGUCUUACUGUGGACUGGCGUUACGGAACAACUAAUUAUACAGACGAUUCCAGGUUGCACGGAAUUGUGUCCCUUUGUAAAAUUUCUCGAUAUUAUAAAAGAUGUUUUACCGAAUGACGACGAGUAUUAUUGUCGGCGAAAUAAAACAACAGAAGCUCAUGUGCCACAUUAUCAAUCAUCUGCGACACAUAUAAACGACGACCAAUUUUGGCGAUACUUUUUCUUCGUCAUUUUAUUCGCGUUCACGUCGAAAUUUAUACAAAAAUGAUUUAUCGACGCAGAUAUAAUAAUUCUAAAUCUAAAAUAUUUAUUGUCCUUUUUCUUCGAGAAACGUGAUCUUAACCCAGGGAAAUAGUUGCGAAAAUAAAUAGUUGCCACUCGCGUAUUACGACCGAUACCUGUAUCGGAAAUACUUUAUCGAACUAUGAGAGUACUCGGAAGGCCCAGCGAGGUUGCGGUUAUACAUUUCGCUACGUAUGUUGUGGUUAGCGCGUUGAUGUAUUUUACCGCACGUGUUGUUACACUGUCACGUUACAUACGUGAACUACUAUGUACAUAUGUAAAUAGCUGUCAGUAUAUUGAUUUUAUUGUAGUCUCAAUAUCGUAAUCAUUUUAAAACAAACAUCUCAUUCAUAAACUCAUGUUAUCUAGAACGUGGGAUUUUCAAAGCCUACAUCGGAUUUAAUCAAUCAAUCAUGCUCGUAAGUAAAUUUUACCGACUAAAAUCAAUAUUCUAUGACAUUUACUGCCAUACAAGUAUCUAGAUAUCGCUACUAUUAUUCGUUAAUAUUAAUAUUUUAAAUAACAUUGUAUUUAUGA
Camponotus floridanus (Florida carpenter ant) is the source of this 1866-nucleotide messenger RNA. RefSeq names its product venom acid phosphatase Acph-1. Gene Ontology annotation, molecular function: phosphatase activity. The transcript has 7 exons. Bases 89 to 1315 code for a protein of 408 amino acids. NCBI's taxonomy places the organism in Eukaryota, Metazoa, Arthropoda, Insecta, Hymenoptera, Formicidae. Gene Ontology annotation, biological process: dephosphorylation. The record is from RefSeq and is a predicted model, not a curated record.